Messenger RNA from Trypanosoma cruzi, 893 nucleotides. RefSeq lists its product as uncharacterized. The annotation marks the transcript as partial. The transcript has a single exon. The record is from RefSeq and is a predicted model, not a curated record. NCBI's taxonomy places the organism in Eukaryota, Euglenozoa, Kinetoplastea, Trypanosomatida, Trypanosomatidae.
AUGACGGUUGUGACUCAACAGCAGGAGUGUCCACGGCAGUCUGACGAGACGGCAAGUGGCGAUAGCGUGGAUGUGCGCAACGCCCAGCCAGACCUGGAGGGGGCAUUUAAGGAGGUGGUGACGCGUUCUCUGGACGAGAUUCUUCAGAAGCGGCCGAAGGACCCUAUUCGGCUCCUUGCCGAUCGUCUGCUGGAAAAGAGUGACAGCCACGAAGUUGAACAACACGAGUGCCUGGUGGGAAACGCCAUCCGUUGCACACUGAAAAAGGCAUGCACGCGAAAAAAGGGGGCUGAUUUGUGUCAAGUCCCUGGUCUGCCGUUGCUGCAACUCACUGUGCCCACCGCAUUCGAGCUUGAUGCAGCGCUGCGACACCUUGAGACACUCACACCUUCCAACACGAAGGUUAUCAUAUUUGUUGAGCCGCCCAACCCACCAACGGAUCUUUUCUUUGUGAAGGGCGUGCCUUACUUUACGGAUAUCACGGAAAAACUUCUUCUUCAGCGCCGCCGUGGGGCAACAGAUGACAUAUUGCUCGAUGAAGGUGACGAUGUGCGUGUGGGAUCCUCUAAAAAAAUGACAUCUCUUCUUCAAAAGGCGCUUCUUUUGGACGUCAAGACCCUGCAGGAGGAGUUGGCCGAUUUAGCCACUCCCCUCUCACGAUUCUGCAUCGUUCAGUUACCAGAGGUUCAGAGUAACUUUUUGGAGGUGUUUGAUAUUAUUGAUAAAGCCUUUGGCGUGCGGAAGCACUACUGGAACGUACGGACCACCGCUCCUGCAGAGGUUCCGUCUGCUCUUCUUGCGUCAUUUAACCCAAGGAUGUCCAACAUGACCUUUUCGAGAAUCAUCGCGGCCAUAUUACCCUUAUAUGAACAACUGCAGCGCCGCAAGAUUGC